Messenger RNA from Torulaspora delbrueckii, 885 nucleotides. RefSeq names its product mitochondrial 54S ribosomal protein uL5m (gene MRPL7). Bases 1 to 885 code for a protein of 294 amino acids. Gene Ontology annotation, cellular component: ribosome; cytosolic large ribosomal subunit. NCBI's taxonomy places the organism in Eukaryota, Fungi, Ascomycota, Saccharomycetes, Saccharomycetales, Saccharomycetaceae. The record is from RefSeq and is a predicted model, not a curated record. Gene Ontology annotation, molecular function: RNA binding; structural constituent of ribosome. Gene Ontology annotation, biological process: translation. The transcript has a single exon.
AUGCAAAAGUUUUCAGUCUCGAUUAGGAGCUUUUCCGUGACUUCUAAGGCCUCGAAGUCGGCCUGUUCGAUGGUCAAGCCAGUUCAUCAUUUGGUAAAGAUUGACAAGUCUAAGAUCUCACCCAGAUUCCCAGAGCUGAAAUACGCAAAGAAUGAUAUUAGAUCGCCGAGUUUCAUGCCUUCAACAACACAUCAGGACAGAUCCCACGAGCACUAUUUGAAUACAGUACAACCCGAUUUGUUGCUCAUCAAUUACCAACACGGCUAUGGAGGGGAGGAAGGUCUUAAGAAUAGACCAUGGGAUGGGACUUCUCCUUACCACAUCAAUAGACAGCCCAAGAAACCUGUGGGAAGCAAAGCACAGUUACCAGAUAUCCAUCCCAUAAAAUGGCACAAUAUCCCAGGCAUUGACAGUGUUGUGCUGAACUGUUAUGUUAACGAAGCCAGAGAUAAUCAGCUUUACGCUAUAUCAGCGGCCUUGCAAUUGCAGCAGAUAACAGGUUGUAAGCCUACAACUUUAUACUCCAAGACCGAUGUUCCGACGUGGAAAGUUAGAAGAGGUCAUCAAAUGGGUGCUAAAGUUGAGCUUAAAGGUCGCCCAAUGUCACAAUUUUUAUCUACACUAACAGAGAUCGUCAUGCCAAGAAUAAGAGAAUAUAAAGGUAUCAGUAACAGAUCAGGCAACGGUUACGGAAGUAUCUCCUUUGGUUUGACGUCAGAAGAUGUAAAGUUUUUCCCUGAAAUCGACUCCAACCAGGAUCUAUGGCCAAAGACAUUUGGUAUGCACGUCAAUAUUAAUACCACAGCCCAAAAUGAUGCCCAAGCUAGAACACUGAUAAGUGGUUUUCAGAUUCCUUUCCAUGGUGCUGAAAAAAUCAAGAACUAG